This is a messenger RNA of Physella acuta, 540 nucleotides long. Its product is annotated as kappaPI-actitoxin-Avd3e-like. Gene Ontology annotation, molecular function: serine-type endopeptidase inhibitor activity. Lineage: Eukaryota; Metazoa; Mollusca; Gastropoda; Physidae. The record is from RefSeq and is a predicted model, not a curated record.
AACACUUGCAUUUCAACACGUCACAAGACCAAGUCCAGUUGAGGAAUUCAUCAAUACAUCAUCAACACAUCAGACCCCAGACUCUAGCCAGAAAUAUUCCAGCAGUUGCCAGAUCAAAUGUCUCCUAAACUUUUUAUUCUCUGCGUUAUGGCAAUGCUGGUCAAAAAUUCUAUUCCAGAGAACAGUUACACUUGCCAUCUACAAAAGAUUGUAGGGCCGUGUAGGGCAAAACUACCCCGAUACUACUAUAAUAUGGAAUCGGGCCACUGCGAAAAAUUUUAUUACGGCGGCUGUGGAGGGAAUGGAAAUAAUUUCAGAAACAGGAAACAGUGCGAGUUUGUCUGCGAAUCUAUCGACCCUAUCUGCUCGCUUCCACCGGACGGAGGAGACUGUGAAGCCAGUUUUGAGGCUUAUUAUUAUGACCAGAAAUCUAGAAAGUGCAAGCAAUUUACCUACGGCGGCUGUGACGGAAAUGAGAAUAGGUUUGACAGCAAACAAGAAUGCGAAGAUUUCUGCGUCAGGACAAACAAAAUUGAUUGA